Messenger RNA from Otolemur garnettii (small-eared galago), 2991 nucleotides. RefSeq names its product carnosine synthase 1 (gene CARNS1). NCBI's taxonomy places the organism in Eukaryota, Metazoa, Chordata, Mammalia, Primates, Galagidae. The record is from RefSeq and is a predicted model, not a curated record. The transcript is spliced from 7 exons. Gene Ontology annotation, biological process: carnosine biosynthetic process. Gene Ontology annotation, molecular function: metal ion binding; ATP binding; ATP hydrolysis activity. The coding region runs from base 66 to 2549 and encodes 827 amino acids.
UUCUGGGAUCCCCAAGCACUUUUCUGUCCGUGCUGCUGGAAGGUGGGGUCCAGAGCCCGGGAAAUAUGCUCCUUUGCUUGUCCCCUGCGUGGCUGAUGAAGGUGCCAGCACCCGGGCAGCCGGGUGAGGCAGCCCUGCUGGUCUCCAAGGCUGUGAGCUUCCACCCAGGGGGUCUGACGUUCCUAGAUGAGUUUGUCCCUCCACGCCGUGCAACCUACUUUCUGGCAGGCAUGGGACAGGGGCCUGGCCGGGGCAGGGAGGCUGCAGAACUUGCCCGUGACCUGACCUGCCCCACAGGAGCUUCGGCCGAGCUGGCCCGGCUGCUGGAGGACCGGCUGCUGACCAGGCAGUUGUUGGCCCAACAGGGCAGUGUGACAGUGCCAGCUACCCUGGCUUUUACCUACAAGCCGCUGGGGCUGCUGCAGGAAGGGGACACCAGCCCAGGCCUACGAUUGGUGGAGCUGAGUGGCAAAGAGGGCCAGGAAACACUGGUGAAAGAGGAAGUAGGGGCCUUUCUGCACUCUGAGGCCCUGGGUGAUAUCCUGCAGGUGGCUGUGAAGCCCAGUGGCUGGCGCUGGCGGGGGCGGCAGGCAUUGCAUCUGCACCAGCGGGUGGAGCCGGGAGCAGUGGUGGACACUGUGUUGGCAUUGCUGGAGCAGCUGGAGGAGGAAGAGAGCAUCCUGGUAGAGGCUGUGUGCCCACCUGCCCAGCUGCCCUUCCCAGGCAGCCUCUUACCUGGGCCUGAGAUGGCUGUGCGUAUCUGUGCCGUGGUGUGUCGGACACAGGGCGACAGACCCCUGCUAAGCAAGGUGGUGUGCAGUGUGGGCCGCGGGGACAGGCCACUGCGACACCAGAACUCCCUGCCGAGGACAUUGGAGGUGGCGCUGGCCCAGUGCGGCCUAGGCGAGGCAGCGCAGGUGGCGGUCUUGAGGCAGCGCGUCAAGGCGGCGGCCGAAGACGCGCUGGCCGCCGUGCUGGCCCUGGAGGCUGGCCUGAGUGCCGAGCAGCGAGGCGGGCGCUGGGCUCGCACUGACUUCCUUGGCGUGGACUUCGCGCUGACAGUCGCCGGCCGCGCCCUGACUCCCGUGGCCCUGGAGCUGAACAGCGGCCUGUGCUUGGAGGCGUGCAGCGCGCUCGAGGGGCUGUGGGCCGCGGGACGCCUGGGACCGGCGGCUGACGAUGCAGCAGCCGCGCCGCUGGUGGAGACCAUGCUCCGGCGCUCGGCGCGCUACCUCAUGGAGGGCAAGCAGCUGUUGGUGAUCGGCGCAGGCGGAGUCAGCAAAAAGUUCGUGUGGGAGGCGGCGCGCGACUACGGGCUCAAGCUGCACCUGGUGGAGUCAGACCCCAACCACUUUGCUUCCCAGCUGGUGCAGACCUUCAUCCACUUCGACUUGACGGAGCACCGGAGGGAUGAGGAGAAUGCAAGGCUGUUGGCUGAGCUGGUUCGGGCGCGUGGCCUGCAGCUGGAUGGCUGUUUCUCUUAUUGGGAUGACUGCCUGGUGCUCACAGCCCUGCUCUGCCAAGAGCUGGGUCUGCCCUGCAACCCCCCAGCUGCCAUGCGCCUGGCCAAGCAAAAGAGCUGCACCCAGCUGCACCUGUUAGACUGCCACGGCCCACCCUGGCCUGCACCCUCCCUUCAUGCUGUGGCCUGCUGCCCGCUGGAGAGUGAAGCUGACAUGGAGAGGGCCGUCCACCAGGUUCCCCUGCCAGGUGUCAUGAAGCUGGAGUUUGGGGCAGGUGCAGUGGGAGUGAGGCUGGUGGAGGAUGCACCACAGUGCCAUGAACACUUUUCCAAGAUCGCCCGAGACUUGCAGGGUGAGGCCGACCACCCAGGCAUUGGGCUGGGCUGGGGCAAUGCCAUGCUUCUAAUGGAAUAUGUGGAGGGCACUGAACACGAUGUGGACCUGGUGUUGUUUGGUGGGCGGCUGCUGGCUGCCUUUGUCUCUGACAAUGGCCCCACAAGGCUGCCUGGCUUCACUGAGACAGCUGCCUGCAUGCCUACUGGGCUGGCACCAGAGCAGGAGGCGCAGAUGGUGCAGGCAGCCUACCGCUGUUGCCUGGGCUGUGGGCUGCUUGAUGGGGUCUUCAACGUGGAGCUCAAGCUGACAGGGGCUGGGCCUCGGCUCAUCGAGAUCAACCCCCGCAUGGGCGGCUUCUACCUGCGCGACUGGAUUCUGGAGCUCUAUGGUGUGGAUCUGCUGCUGGCUGCUGCUAUGGUGGCCUGUGGCCUGCGGCCAGCCCUGCCCACCCAUCCACGUCCCCGUGGCCACCUGGUAGGUGUCAUGUGCCUGGUGUCCCAGCACCUGCAGGCCCUGACUUCCACUGCCAGCCGUGAGACCCUGCAGGCCCUGCACGACCAGGGCCUGCUGCGUCUCAAUAUGCUAGAGGAGGCCCUGGUGCCUAGAGAGUAUGAGGAACCCUACUGCAGCGUGGCAUGUGCUGGGCCUAACCCUGCUGAGGCCCGCCUCCGCCUGCUGGGCCUCUGCCAGGGCCUGGGCAUUGAUGGGCCCAACUACCCUGUUGCCCACUUCUUGUCUCACUUCAAAUAACACUGGGGCCAGGAGGCAGGGGUGCAGUGCCAGGAAAGGGCUGUGAUGCCCUCUGCUCCUUGUGCUUUCCCUAGCCCUAGUCUGGCCCACUCUGACACUUCAGAUAUGUUCCAGAGCAGCAGGUCCAUUUGGCACCAAGGGUUCCUGGAUGCCAAGACCACAAAAGCAAGUAUUGGGGGACUGCUAGGGGCUCCAGUCCAGCACAUAGCUUCACCAGGAGUCUAGCCUGGGAGAAGUGACAGCAUCUAUACAUGCACUGCCUCUACCUCCCCAGAUGGAAGUGGGCCAAAACCCAGCCACUCUGCCCAUCUCUCUAGGUCUGUUUCUCUUCCUGCUGCCUACCAGAGGGGAGAGCCUGGCUGGGCCCCUGGCCUUGGACAAAUCCCAGGAAAACUGGAAACUAAAGACCCUGUCCUUCUCUUACCCAAGUUCCAGAAUAGUU